AGCGAAACUGCCAAUUUCUAUAAACGGUUUGUAAUAUGGCUCUCGAAAAAGCAUUAAUUUCUGCCGGCAUAGAUAUUCUAUCAUCUACGGUGGGCUUAGUGGCUGGCAAAGUUUACGACCAUUUAACAAAUAAACUCAAGGACGGAGAUGUAGCGAAUGAAAAAUUGCGUCAAAUGAUUGUUCGAGAUUUGAACGACAUCAAGUCAAAACUUGAUUGUAUCUCGUUGAAAGAUCUCGGUGCCAGUUAUACUUUCCUAAGAGAAGGAGUAAGAGUGUUAAAUCUUGCUCUUGAUAAGUGGAAUGAAGAUCAGAAAGCGAGCGAGGGUCCAGCAAACGAAGCAACACGAGUUAUGAAUGAUACCGAAUCUGGUAUUUUGAACGCAGCCUUAUCACUUCCUCAAGCGAUUCAACGAUUAAAAAUCUCGCCCGAUAAGCGGUUCGCUGAUGCUCAAGAUUGUUUCAACAAAUCUCGCGAGGCAGCCACACAUGCGUUCAACAACAAAUCUCUGAGCAUCAAAGAUCGAAUUAUGGCUUGCAAGUUACGUGUGGCAGCCAGUAUUCUUGAAUCAGGUCUUGAAGACCCGGAAGUCGCAAUUACUGCCUGCUUGUUGACACUCGAAGAGCUACAUGGUUUACCAGAAAUCCAAGAAAUGUUCGCAGUUUUUCUCAAGGGAGGACUGAAAUCAAUGCUGAAGAAAGCUGAACGUUUAGAAAACAUAAUGUCUGUUUUGUUCAUCAAUCAUGCUUUAUAUGAUUUCGCUUCCAAGUAUAGCAGUAAAUCUGCCAACCCAUUUACCUGGCCUGAAAUAGAGUUGAAGGAUCGUACAUUUCAUCCAAUCCUAAACACACAUGAGAUUCUGACAAAGACGUCCAGUAGUGAAGAAUUUGUCCAACAACUGAAACGAGUGGUUGUUGAUUGGAGGGCCUAUGGUAAAUACUUAGCUGUGAAUAGCCGUGGUGAAAUUAUUCUACUAGAUAAAGACAAAAUCACGGUUAUUUACAGCACAGGUGAAAGCAAGGAUUUUACGCUUCCCGUUCCUACAGAAAUUAACGCUGUUACACAACGGAGCAUGGAUAUUGCUGUUGAUAGCAAUGACAAUGUGUACGUCGUAACAGCGCUUACGACACCUAAUAAAUGUGGCAUAUUUUAUAAGACAGAGUUUGUGUUGCACGCUUUUGACGAGAAUUACAACAUCAAGCAUGUCUCCGUAUUGGAUUUCAUCAGUGGAGAACUAGGUCAAUACGUGAACAUUGCUGUUGACAAAAACCAAAACGUAAUCAUGCUCACAUAUUGUGAUGACGAGGUAUAUAUCUGUGAAAAUACAGGAAAGUUAAAAUUUCAGUUUAAACGAGAUGGAUAUGACCUAGUACACAGCUUAAGUAUUUCUAACAACAAUGACAUCUUGACAGUAUCAGAUGAUGGCAGAGCUGUUCAAAUAUACUCAACAGAAGGUAACUUAAAAUCCACAAUAAAAGUACCAGAAGGUCAUAAAGUCGUGCAGGUGGCAUUUCAUGAUGGCAUUUGUAAAAUAAUUGUUUUAACUUAUGUUAACAAACAAGAUUCCUGGUUCUUGCUCAGUUACUCUGAAACAGGUGAACUGGAGAAUUCAGUGUUUUUUAGUAAGCGAGAUCCAGAACAAUAUAAGUUGGAAAUAGAUAUGAAAGGUCAUCCAUGCGGAGCAGUUGCUGUUAAAGUGCGCAACAAGAUCACAUUGUUGUAAGUACAUCAACGUCUUAGCUUUUCAGCUUGAAACUGAAUUAUUUAACUGAAAACCAAGAUCCUGACAGCACGAACUAACCCCACAAAGCGAAGUUCAAAAACAAAACAGACGAUCGGAUCUUGAAAAGUUAACAAUCUUCCGUUUUGAUAAAUGUCAUGAACUGGGAUUUUAUCAAUUUAACAAUUAAACAUAUAUCUUAAUAUAGAAUCAUAUUCAAGUCAAUAUUAGACAAGUAAUGUAUCGAUCUUAUUAACAUAUACUUCAAUUUAUAAUAUCAUUUUAGCAGAGUAUCAUCUUUUGAUGGAUGUGUUUUAUUUAGUCAUAUGAUAAUAAUAUUAGUGCAGUUUUUAUAAACAAUGAAGGGCCCAGGUUUAAAACAUUGUGAAACACCACAUUGAAACGCUUAAACAUUGGACAUGUUUUUUCAAGGAAAGAUUUUGCAAGUCAAUCAUGAAUAGCGAGCAAAAAAUUUCAUAAAAAAAGUCAAGCUCAUACAUAUUUCUCCCUUUGCUAUAAACCAUUGCAGAAAUUUAUGUCAUGUUUUGUCCAUUACAGUCUGUAGAAAUAGGCAACUAGAUAUUUACAGAAUGAUUGACAUAUUGACUUGGUACUUUACUAAAUGGUCAAUCAAAUACCUGGCUUCUAUAGUGUACAAGAAAAAGUUGUCUCGUUUAUAAACAUGGCCUAUAAACAUG
This is a messenger RNA of Paramuricea clavata, 2416 nucleotides long. NCBI's taxonomy places the organism in Eukaryota, Metazoa, Cnidaria, Anthozoa, Malacalcyonacea, Plexauridae. The record is from the annotation of a GenBank genome assembly.